This is a messenger RNA of Olea europaea var. sylvestris, 352 nucleotides long. Its product is annotated as 60S ribosomal protein L27-2-like. NCBI's taxonomy places the organism in Eukaryota, Viridiplantae, Streptophyta, Magnoliopsida, Lamiales, Oleaceae. The transcript has a single exon. The record is from RefSeq and is a predicted model, not a curated record. Gene Ontology annotation, molecular function: structural constituent of ribosome. Gene Ontology annotation, biological process: translation. Gene Ontology annotation, cellular component: cytosolic large ribosomal subunit; ribosome. Bases 1 to 327 code for a protein of 108 amino acids.
AUGCAGAGUCCCCGCACAAUUGGUGCGGGGACCCCGCAACAAUUGGUCGCCGGUAUUGCCAAGUACCCUAGCAAGGUCAUCCGCAAGGACUCCGCCAAGAAGCAGGCCAAGAAGUCGCGUGUGAAGGCUUUUGUCAAAGUCGUCAACUAUAACCAUAUCAUGCCUACGCGCUAUACGCUAGACGUCGACCUCAAGGACAUCUUCGCUGCUGAAUCGUUCUUCUCACGUGACAAGAAGGUGACGGCAUGUAAGGAGAUCAAAGCCAGAUUGGAAGAGAGGUUCAAGACUGACAAGAAUCGAUGGUUUUUCUCUAAACUCAGAUUCUGAGGUGGAAAAAUUAUAAAAUAUUGUG